This is a messenger RNA of Melanotaenia boesemani (Boeseman's rainbowfish), 5199 nucleotides long. RefSeq names its product splicing regulatory glutamine/lysine-rich protein 1 (gene srek1). Bases 1641 to 2813 code for a protein of 390 amino acids. Gene Ontology annotation, cellular component: nucleoplasm. The transcript has 10 exons. The record is from RefSeq and is a predicted model, not a curated record. Gene Ontology annotation, molecular function: RNA binding. Lineage: Eukaryota; Metazoa; Chordata; Actinopteri; Atheriniformes; Melanotaeniidae.
GCAACCAGUUUAUUAUAAAGCCAUAAUAAUGUGACAGAUGACUUGAGGUGGCCGUCUUUCCUUGAAUGUUUUCCUUUGGUGUUUUUCAACUGAAUUGUGAGGACUGUUAUUCACAUGGAAAUCUAUUAAAUUGCGCAGCUGGUUAGUUUGGGUUUCAGACAUUUUUAUUAUCACAUGUAUUUGUAACAGGUGAUGGUUUGCAUCGCCAGCUAGUUUCUCUAAGGUUUCUGUUUGGUGUCACAAGGUGUUUCUGACAGAUAAAAUUAGCUGAAAGACGUUUCAUAUUAAGGACAAAAUGGACUGUCUGGUACAAGUAGCCUGUGUAAACGAAAUAGCAUGACUUGUUAGCAAAAAUAUAUUUAAAAAAAAUAAGUGAAAAUAAACCCACCGUAACACAGUUAACCCUCUCUCUCUUUCAUCUUUUUGUCUUUAAACUCCCCUUCCUGUUUUUGGUGCCACUGUUGCUCCUUUGUGUACAGUCACAAUGAUAUCACCUCUAACUUGAUGCUUUUGUCCACGUGACUUGGUGCUGGAUGGCUACUGAGUUUAUUAAUUUGGUUUUGUAUGUUUUUUCUGUGUGAUUAUGUGUGCAUAUCAGAUGACUAGAGUGGCCCAGCUGUUACACUACACUAGCCUGAGUCAGGCAUUGUUUUCCAAGCCACUAUCCCCGAUCGGGCCAACGCAGCCUUCAAGGGGGAAUGUGACCCGGAGAAUAGCCCGCUGAACCUUCCAAGAUGGACACCUUGUCUCUUUUUUUUAUUUUUUAUUUAUUUUUCUUUCAUUUUCGGUUUGUUUUCUUUCAUACUAUCCCAUGUUGUCCACUCUCCACUGUCUCUGCCUAUAGAUAUUACAGUUUUUCUUAUCUCUAGCGUUGUGUUUAUAUUUUUUAUUUAUGUUUGUUAUUUUGAUUAUUGUCCAACCCCUACCCCCCUCUCUCUUUCUACUACAGCUGCAGCUUGUGUGUGAUUGAAUUCUGUCCAGGUUGCUACGGCAUACCGGUGGGGAUGCUAGGAGGAUCACUAACACUUUUGUUCUCUUGUCUCCUACACCUGUUGAUGCGAAGGGCUAGGCUUUGUGAAAAGUGAGCCCCAGUUAAUGAAGCAUUAAUCAUUAAAGGAAAAAAUCUGUACUCAGUGAUGUAGUAGAAGACUUUUUUCCUCACAUUACUACAGUAUUGCUCUGAUGUGGAUGUUUGUUAUUUAGUAACAACAGAACUGAUCAAUGAAGCUUCGUUUCUCAUCAUAACAUGCUUUGCAUUGAUAAUGCUUAUAUUACAAGAUGGAUCUUUUAAUCUUUUAGAAGGAAGCCUUUCUUGUUAAAGAAUAGGAAAUCAAAGCUAAAUCCCUCCACCUGUACUCAAAUAAAUCUGUAACCGUUGUGCGUUCUUCCCCAGCAUGGAAGGAAAUGAUAACUUUAAUAGUGGAAUGAGCAAAAAAGAAAAAAAAUCCUAAUUGGUUGUCUUUUUUUAAUAGCUAAGUUUUGGCUAACAUUUCUUACAGUUCUUAAAAUUGUUGUUCUUUUCUGUAUCUGAUGUCCUGUGUGCUAUUAGUGAUGCAGCCAUUGGGGUUGUCUUGUGUUGCACACCUUUCCAACACUGCGAAACGAUCGCUCCACGGAAAAGCGCCCAUGCUUGAUAUCGUAUGGUUCAUGACCAAUAUGUUUCCAGUACAGGGAAAAUCCCAGAAGAGGCGAAGGCUUUGUCACUAUUGGCACCUGCCACCCCGGUCCCCAGCCUGAUCCCUGGUGGAGGAUUGCUGCCAAUUCCUACUCCAGCUCCUCUUCAGAAUCUGAACCUUCCAUUAGUGAAUCGGAUUUCCUCUGGACUCAGCCCAACAUCGUCUGUUCUCUCGCAGCCUCCACUCGUUGGAAACGUUGAUCCCUCAAAAAUCGACGAGAUCAGGAGGACGGUUUAUGUCGGCAACUUAAAUUCACAGACCACCACUGCAGAGCAGCUGCUGGAGUUCUUCAAGCAGGUGGGAGACGUAAAGUUUGUGCGAAUGGCUGGAGACGAGACCCAACCAACACGGUUCGCCUUCGUAGAGUUUGUUGAUCAGGAUUCUGUCGCCAGAGCUUUGACCUUCAAUGGAGUCAUGUUUGGAGACAGACCCCUCAAGGUUAAUCAUUCCAACAAUGCCAUCGUUAAACCUCCCGAGCUGACGCCGCAGGCUGCUGCCAAGGAGCUAGAAAGUGUGAUGAAGAGGGUGAGGGAAGCCCAGUCCACCAUUGCUGCUGCCAUAGAACCAGCAGAAGUAAAGAAGCGUUCGUCCAGCCGGUCUCGACGGUCCCGCCGGUCUCGUUCGCGCUCACAUUCACACUCGAGAUCACGCAGGAAAAGAUCCCGCUCUAAACACAGGCCAUCACAGAGAUCGUGGGCGGCGAGCGACUCCCACAGCUCCAGAGGCGGUCGCAGGAGGCGCUCUCGCUCCAGAGACAGAAGACGCAUUCGGAGUCGCUCCAGGGGCCACAAAAAGAGGAGUAAAGAUCGGUCCAGAAGCCCUCGAAGGAAAGCCAGAUCUCCUUCACCCAAACGAGGUAAGAGAGAGAAGAGGAGGGAGCGAAGCAGGGACAGAAAGGAACGCUCCACAUCCAGGAAGAGGAGCCGCAAAGAUGAGGACAGGAUAAAGAGCAAAUCCAAGACAACAAAGCUGGAAGUGGAUUAUAUCCGAGAGGAGAAAGAGGAGUAUGGAAGUGACAGAGAGGACUCGGUUACACUGAGCGAGGACAUGGCGUCCUCACCGUUCGGCCUACACAACGGCAGCUACAGGACUCUUAGUGAGGAGGAAGCGUCUCUGGGUGCAGACGGCACCAAGUGAACAUUGGAGCACCAUGGAAACGAUUCCUGCUCCCAUCAAAGUAUCUCCAGCGCUCAUCAUGUGCGUAUAAAUGCAUAAACACUGAAUAACCACUUAUGACAACUCGUUUUCACUCAUCAUCUUCCCGAGUAUUUUCCUAAGACACACAAGGUUUGUCAUUGAGCCCAUUUCCCAGCUGAACUACAGUGUUGCAAAGAUAUUGUACAAAAACAAACUCAACACCUGGAGAAACAAAAAGCCCAUCAAGAUCUUCCAUCUGCGGCCAUGCUUGUUUCAAAGCUGUUGUAUUGGCUUGUAUAAUCUUGUAGAAAAGCCUCUAAGAACUUCAGUUCGUACAAACUCUGCAGACAUCUGUUGUAUCAGAUUAGAAAACCUGCAGGCCUGAGCCAGCUGCAGAGCUUCAGAAACUCAUCCUGGUCUCAGAAAAAAAAUUACAGCCAGAGGUAACACUUCGGUUUGGUGUAAUCCCUCUCAGAUUAUCAGUAUUUACGUUACAUUUCCAACACACAAUAUGCACCAGAAAUCUGCUUUAUAAGUUGUAUCUUUAUUGUUCUCAUUUAUUUUGGGAGAUUUUUCACAUCUGUAGUUUGUGUGAGUGAAGUUGGCUUUUCACACUUGUCAGCAGGAAUAUAAAGGGAAGAAGGAGGCAGCUGUCUGAAAGAAAUGAAAGAAAAAUCCGUUUCAUCCUCAGUUAUGUGCAUAAGUGUGGGGAAAAAAGGCUUUCAAGCUUUGCACUCCUCGGGCAGCGUUUCUGCAGUCCAGCUUCAUUUACCUGAAAGUUGAUCUGUUUCUGGAGUAAAAAAACAGGCAGGAGUCCUCUGCUUGAGAGAUGUUUUGUCUUAGUUAAACAUAAUAAGCCUUUAAAUAAAUCACAAAACUCUUUUUAAAACCUGAACAUGUGAUGGAUAUCUCAACUAAACCAGGACACUAUCUGAAUUCAGUUUAUAAAUCAGGAGUAAAAUGAUAUUUUCCUGACUUAAGAAACUAAAACGGUUUGACUUUAUCUCACUGAAAUGUUGUUCCUCAAACCCCAGAAAUUUCACUUCAUGUAACAUUUGUUUGCCUGCUCGUGAUGUCUAACCGUGAUGUGACUGCAACAAUAUUCGUCAUCACAAAGAGCAGCAGCUACGUACAGCAGGAAAAACAACAUACAUUCCUCUGCUAAAGCCUGAACCCCGUUCAGCAAACAGGUUUGUCCCACAGGCUUCAUUAAAUGUUUUUCCAUCGUAAUGCCGGCAGACAAACGGUCCGUCUCAGCCGUGAGAAGAAAGCUCAUUUGUGUCGUUGAAGGAAUAUUUCAACUCUGAGGUGAGUGAAGUGGCCUUCAUUCCCUGUUUUGCAUCCCAUUUCCGCAUCAUCUUUAGCGACCUAUUGACUCACAAGGUUCAGAGUAGUAUGUACCUGUUGUGAACUUUUAAAAAAAGUUGUUUUUUCUUAUUUGGUCAACAUGAAAGCGUUGCUUUAUUGCCUGUUUUAUAGGUGUACAUAAAAAUGCUUUAUAUAUAUAUAUAUAUUUGUAAGUAGCUGCAACAUCACAAUGUGCAAUUUUCCAUCGUCCUGCUAUCGUAACUCUGUGAGAUAAAAAAAAAAAAGGCUACUAACUUUUUAAUAAAAACAGGUUUAGGUGUGCAGAAUGUCUUUCAGCUCGUAUUACUGGAGACGUUACAGGUCGGCUUGGAAGCACAGAGGGGUCAAAAAGUGCCUAGACUACGAUUGUACAGAGUUCUCUUAACAAUAUAUGAAGACUUGUUCUGGAUGUUGCGCAGAUAAAAACUAAUGAGAUGUUAUAUUAAAGUAUUGUAAGCUGUCACUGGUAGCUGGAAAGAUGAAAAUUAAUGGGAUUUUUGUUUUCUGGUUUUUGUUUCUGUAAUUUUUGAUGUUGCUGUAGUUGUGAGUGGAAUUGUGUCCAAAAAUGUCUGUAAAUCAGCCCCAAGUUUGAUGUUUUGUUUUUUUUAUUUUAAUUUAUCUUUGUCUUUGUGGCUCAUAGAUAUUUUAAAAGGAAUCUUAAUGGCUGUUUUUGCCAAAUUCUACUUGUCUGGCUUUUAUAGACAUGUUUUUUUCUCUAAAGAGGUUGUGUUUACUUAUUUUUUUUUCUUUUUUAACAUAUAAAAUUCUUAGUCUGAAGGUGUGAGCUUGGAACAUUUCAGACUAAGCUGACAGUUUGUGAAGAAUUGUAUUUUUUAUAUUUGUAUCCAUCAUGAUAUAAAUACUGUAGGAACGUGUUUGAUGGGUUUGAUGCUGCGAUCGGGACUCGAUUUGACAGUUCGGUGGCUGUUUCUGAGAAGCUUGGAUGUAUGAACAUAUGAACGUAAUCUCUUUCUGUUUAAAUCUAACGGUAUGUCUGAUUUGCUUCCGAAGAACCUGAAUAAAAAGAUUCUUUCAGCUA